GUCCAUAGUGGAAAAUGAUUAAAGUUAGGUUUCCAUUGAUUGGAUAAGAACAAAGACUGGUUGUUGGUCGAGUCACAUUUCCUCUCUCUCUCAGCAUUCACAAGCAAUUCAUUUCACUUCUACGUACACAAAAGCUUCUCAGAUUUCAAUAUCCGUUUCUCUGAGUUUCUCUUAAUAGGAGCAUGUUUUGUUUUUCAGUUGUAGUAAUGGGUUCUGAAGGACCAACGGCAGUGACAAUUAACAUCACAGGCUUCAAGAAGUUCCAUGGAGUUGCUGAAAACCCAACUGAGAAAAUAGCUAGCUACCUGAAAGAAUAUUUGGCUAAGAAUCCCCAGUCGAAAGACGUUGUUCUUGGAAGCUGUACCGUGCUUGAAACAGCCGGUCAAGGAGCUCUCGCUUCUCUUUAUCAGUUACUACAGUCCGCAAUCAAUACGAAAGAAUUAGAGUCAGUGAGCUGUGGAAGAACCAUAUGGGUUCAUUUGGGAGUUAACAGUGGCGCUACAAAAUUCGCAAUUGAGCAGCAAGCUGUGAAUGAAGCGACGUUCCGUUGCCCUGAUGAAAUGGGUUGGAAACCUCAGCAUUUGCCUAUUGUUCUCUCUGAUGGUCCAAUCUCAACUGUAAGAAAGACUACUCUCCCUGUUGAAGAGAUAACAAAGGCCUUAGAGAAGAAGGGCUUUGAGGUGAUAACAUCAGAUGAUGCAGGUCGUUUUGUGUGCAACUACGUCUAUUACCACUCACUGAGAUUUGCAGAACAGAACAAGACCUAUUCACUCUUUGUUCACGUUCCUCUUUUCGUUGCUGUGGAUGAGGAGACUCAGAUGAGAUUCACGGCUUCUCUCCUGGAGGUACUCACUUCUGUUUGCAAGUAAUGUUCAUGAAUUGUGCCUAUCAUGAACCGAUUUGUCUUGCCACCAGUUAUCGCCUAUCAAUAAAUGAAUUAUAAGUUCACUUCUCUUCUACGUUUAUGCACCAUCAUCUCACGCUACAUUAGAUUUGCAAAGUAUCUUUUAUUUUCUUAUGUUACAAACUUGAUUGACUUCAAACCAAUACAAAAGUUGCAGACUUUCUUCUA
Molecule: messenger RNA, 1072 nt
Organism: Raphanus sativus (radish)
Lineage: Eukaryota; Viridiplantae; Streptophyta; Magnoliopsida; Brassicales; Brassicaceae
Exons: 5
Coding region: 183-869 (228 amino acids)
Biological process (GO): proteolysis
Cellular component (GO): cytosol
Molecular function (GO): pyroglutamyl-peptidase activity
Source: RefSeq, a predicted model, not a curated record